GGUGAAGACGUUGAGAUUACCAAAAAAUUUAGAAGCUCUCAAGAAUAUGGAUUUAAAACGACCUGUAAUCGAUUGUGUAACUCGGUGGGGAUCAACAUAUGACAUGUUAGAAAGUCUAUUAAGAUGUCAAAAUUUUUGUCAAGUGUUUGGUAGACAUCAAACGAGAUUAAACGUAGACAGUGAUUUUUGGACAUCUUUAAAUGACCUCAAAAAUGCCCUUGGACCAGCUGAAAUAACUAGUUGUGUAUUACAGGCUCAGCAAUUAUACCCAGGAGAUUGUUUACUUUAUUGGAAAAAAUGCAUUAUUCACACAAGAAAAAUAAGUAGGUACAAAAUCUAAGUAGUUGUUUUUUAUUUUAUUUUAUAUAUUUUUUAGAUUCAUUUAUUUCAAAUAGUAUUGUUGAAGCUAUGCAAAGACGAGAAACGACUUUAUUCGACUGUGAUAGUUUCAAGUUGGCUAUUUUUUUGGAUGGUCGUGUCAAUGUUUUAUUAGAUGAAAAUACACUAAGAGAAGCUAAAAAUCAAUUGAUACUAUUGUCAUCAGAAUUACACAACAUUGAUCCUGUUAUUAGAGAAGGGCAAUCUGUUUCAAAUAAUAAUAUUGAAACAGAUGAAGUAGAUGACUUAGAGCUUGAACUUCGUGCGGCGGCAGCUGACCGGAGUAGUGGUUUGGUUAGUAAUCAAGACCAAGUUGUAUUGGAUAUUCAAAGGGAAAUUGUAAAUUUUAUGCAACUUCCUAGGGAAGAUAAAAGUAAAAACAUUAUGGAUAUUUGGACAACACUUAAAAAAAUGUACCCAUUGAUGUAUGAAUGCGCUUUGGUUGCUUUAGCAUUACCAACUACACAGGUCACAGUGGAACGUCUUUUUUCCAGUUUAAAAUUCAUAUUGAAUGAUCAACGAAAUAGGAUGAACCCCUCUUUACUGGAAGACAUAAUGGUUGUACGGUCAAACUAUUUAUUUGACAAAAGUUAAUCUACCUACAGUAUAUAUUUAUAGUUUUUAUUGAUUAUUAUUUAUAAUUUUUUAUAGUAUUUAUUCAUUAUUAUUUAUUUAUAGUUCAAUUGAUUAUUAUUAUUUAUUUAUAUUAUUUAUUGAUUAAUAUUAAUUUACAGUAUAUAUUUAUUAUUAUUGUUAAUUAAUGUAUUA
This is a messenger RNA of Aphis gossypii (cotton aphid), 1146 nucleotides long. RefSeq lists its product as uncharacterized. The transcript is spliced from 2 exons. NCBI's taxonomy places the organism in Eukaryota, Metazoa, Arthropoda, Insecta, Hemiptera, Aphididae. The coding region runs from base 409 to 972 and encodes 187 amino acids. Gene Ontology annotation, molecular function: protein dimerization activity. The record is from RefSeq and is a predicted model, not a curated record.